This is a messenger RNA of Punica granatum (pomegranate), 834 nucleotides long. The record is from RefSeq and is a predicted model, not a curated record. Lineage: Eukaryota; Viridiplantae; Streptophyta; Magnoliopsida; Myrtales; Lythraceae.
AUUGCACACUCAGCUCAUCUGUGCUUAUAUAAACCGUACACCCAUCUCACUCCAUAUCAUUGUAUCCUCACAAGCAUUCACUUUCUUCUUUCUUCUUCUUCCUCCUCCGCCUCCAUCCUUCCAUUUCUAUCUUUGAACCAGACGUUGUUAGCAAUGGCACGAAAGAACAGCAUUCUCAUGCUGUCCCUUUUGUUAGUGAAGCUGCUCCUGAUAGUAGAGAACCACGCAACAAGCAGUGACGAACUUGCUCCCUCUCCCCAGCCCCAAACCCCAGGCAGUCUUCCCAUGUAUGGAGUUACACAGGGCAGCUUGAAGCCACAAGAAUGCGCGCCUCGUUGUGCUGAGAGAUGCUCGAAGACGCAGUACAAGAAGCCGUGCUUGUUCUUCUGCCAGAAGUGCUGUGCCAAGUGCUUGUGCGUGCCUCCGGGGACAUACGGGAACAAGCAGUUCUGCCCUUGCUACAACAACUGGAAGACCAAGAGAGGGGGCCCCAAAUGCCCUUAAACGCACUAUUUGUAUAUCAUUAGCCGAAAUCAGUUCCUUUUAUCUGACAUUUAUAUAUAGUUUAUCCCAUGAUUAAAACCACGAGGUCGUGUUAUUAAUUAAGAUGGUUGUGUAAUAUAUGUGGACUAGGGGAUAUAUAUGCUUAAUCUUGUGGACUAUAUAUGACGAGCCAAGCACAUGUAUAUGUGCAGCCAGGGAGGUGCCAACUACUGUAUGAAGAAGCCCAAUGAAUCCUGAUUAUCAUCCAUAGGCUCGACCACUUCCUUAAUUUCCCCGAAAAAUCAUGUAUCGUUCGCUUCAGAAAUGUGAAGGUGUUAGGAUUCCCGGGAA